AUGGCCGGGAAGGUGCUGUCGCUGCUGCCGCCGCUGCUGCUGGCCGCCGCGGGCCUAGCCGGCCUCCUGCUGCUGUGCGUCCCCACCCGCGACGUCCGGGAGCCGCCCGCCUUCAAGUACGGCAUUGUCCUAGACGCGGGCUCUUCCCACACAUCCAUGUUUAUCUACAAGUGGCCGGCGGACAAGGAGAACAAUACCGGCAUCGUGGGCCAGCACAGUUCCUGUGAUGUACGCGGUGGGGGCAUCUCCAGCUAUGCAGACAACCCUUCUGGGGCAGGCCAGAGUCUUGUUGAAUGCCUGGACCAGGCCCUUCGGGACGUGCCCAGGGAGAGACAUGUGGGCACACCCCUCUACCUGGGAGCCACAGCAGGCAUGCGCCUGCUCAAUCUGAGCAGUCCAGAGGCCUCAGCCAAGGUGCUCGCGGCUGUGACGCGGACGCUGACCCAGUACCCCUUUGACUUCCGUGGUGCCCGCAUCCUCUCAGGCCAGGAUGAGGGAGUGUUUGGCUGGGUGACCGCCAACUACCUGCUGGAGAACUUUAUCAAGUAUGGCUGGACAGGCCAGUGGCUCCAGCCAAGAAAGGGAACGCUGGGGGCCAUGGACCUGGGAGGCGCUUCCACACAGAUCACCUUCGAGAUGGCCGGCCCGGCUGAGGAUCCAGAUAACGAGGUCCAGCUGCAGCUCUACGGCCAGCAGUACCGCAUCUACACCCACAGCUUCCUCUGCUAUGGCCGCGACCAGGUCCUCCAGAGGCUGCAGGCCAGUGCACUCCAGACCCACAGCUUCCACCCCUGCUGGCCGAGAGGCUAUUCCAAGCAGGUGCUGCUCCAGGCUGUGUAUGAGUCGCCAUGCACCAGAGACCAGCGGCCCCACACCUUCAACAGCAGUGACAGGGUCACUCUGUCAGGGGGCAGUGACCCUGCCCUCUGCCGUGGCCUCGUCUCCAGGCUCUUCAACUCCUCGUCCUGCCCCUUCUCCCGAUGCUCCUUCAAUGGCAUCUUCCAGCCCCCGGUGGCUGGGGACUUUAUUGCCUUCUCUGCUUUUUUCUACACCGUGGACUUCCUGAGGACGGUGAUGGGGCUGCCUGUGGCCACCCUGCAGCAGCUGGAGUCUGCUGUGGUCACUGUCUGCAACCAGACGUGGACUGAGCUGCAGGCUCGCGCGCCGGGGGCGGGGGCCCACCUGCCCAACUACUGCGCCGGGGCCAUGUUCGUGCAGCAGCUGCUGAGCCGAGGCUACCACUUUGACGAGCGCGCCUUCAGCCGGCUGACCUUCCAGAAGAAGGCCGGGGACACCGCGGUGGGCUGGGCGCUCGGCUACAUGCUGAACCUCACCAAUCUGAUCCCCGCGGACCCGCCGGGGCUGCUCAAAGGCAUCAACUUCGGCUCCUGGGUCGUCGUCCUCCUGCUCUUCGCCGCCAUACUCCUGGCCGCGGUGGCCCUGCUGCUGCGCCAGGCGCGUCCUGCCAAGUCGCCCAGCGCAGUCUAGGGACUGCCUGGGGGCAGCUGCCCCAGCCCCAUGUCCCCCCACCCCUCACCUCACCCCACCCUCAGCAUCUCUGCCCCUAAUGCAGCCCGGAAACCGAGGCAGAGACUCUGACACCCGCUCCCACAGCGGGCCCGGGUGGGCGAGGGGAACCGAAUCCUGCCCUCCAGCCUUGGCUCUAUCUCCAGGCCUGGUGCUCCUCCUCCUCCUGCUGAGGGUGGGUAACAGACACCCCUCAGCCCUCAGCCGGUGACUACAGGGCGGGUCUCCAGGAAGUGGAGCUUUUAUUCUGAUACUCAGGGCCCUCAGAACCCCCCUUCCCAAUCUGGUCUGUGUUCCGAGGAGGGUCAGAGCCCAGGGGCUGAGAUCCUGACCAGCGCCAACUUGUAAAAUUUUGUAAUAAAAAGUUUG
This is a messenger RNA of Molossus molossus (Pallas's mastiff bat), 1896 nucleotides long. It is a transcript of the gene ENTPD2, whose product is annotated as ectonucleoside triphosphate diphosphohydrolase 2. The record is from RefSeq and is a predicted model, not a curated record. The coding region runs from base 1 to 1488 and encodes 495 amino acids. Gene Ontology annotation, molecular function: GDP phosphatase activity; UDP phosphatase activity. Lineage: Eukaryota; Metazoa; Chordata; Mammalia; Chiroptera; Molossidae. Gene Ontology annotation, cellular component: plasma membrane. Gene Ontology annotation, biological process: nucleoside diphosphate catabolic process. The transcript is spliced from 9 exons.